Messenger RNA from Caenorhabditis briggsae, 3429 nucleotides. It is a transcript of the gene Cbr-sbp-1, whose product is annotated as Protein CBR-SBP-1. The transcript is spliced from 11 exons. Gene Ontology annotation, molecular function: RNA polymerase II cis-regulatory region sequence-specific DNA binding; protein dimerization activity; DNA-binding transcription factor activity, RNA polymerase II-specific. Gene Ontology annotation, biological process: regulation of transcription by RNA polymerase II. The record is from RefSeq and is a predicted model, not a curated record. The coding region runs from base 1 to 3429 and encodes 1142 amino acids. NCBI's taxonomy places the organism in Eukaryota, Metazoa, Nematoda, Chromadorea, Rhabditida, Rhabditidae. Gene Ontology annotation, cellular component: nucleus.
AUGAACGAAGAGUUUGAUGGCGAUGUGCCGAUGUCAGAUCCAUUUCUGUCAUUGGUCACUAAAUUGGAUGAUAUUGCACCUUUUCAAAAUAAUGAUUCUUUGGAUUUUGAUAUGGAACAAAACUGGCAGGAACCGGGACCAUCACAACAACACGACCCAAGUUUACAAGGGAAUCAACACAGUCCUCCGCAGGAAUAUUAUGAAAUUGAUGGCCAACACGACGUGAGCCGAAUACAGUCUCUUCUAAAAAACAAUCACGAAGACUUUUUCGGAAUGCGAUUCUCUCCUCCUGUCUUCGAUCUUGGUGGAGGGCGAGGUCCAUCUCUAGCAUCAACUCAACAAUUAUCUGGAGAGGGUCCUGCAAGUAUGCUGAAUCCUUUACGAACAUCUCCUUUAUCUCCAUUAACUGGAACAUAUCCAGCCGAUGCUUAUCGACCUCUUUCACUAGCUCAACAACUCGCAGCACCUGCAAUGACACCUGGUGGAUCGUCUCUUUAUGUGAAUACAAAUGGAAUUGAUCAGAAGAUUUUCCAAUUUUCGAAAAUUCAGAAUUUCCAACACGAAAUGCUCUCUCCACCUCAACACACUUCAAUGACUCCAUCUCCUUAUGUCGAAGCUAUAGAACAUAUCAACGGGUACAUGUCGCCGUACAAUCAAUCAGCUCAAUCAGGACCUUAUCACACUUAUCACACUCCACAUCAAUCUCAUACUCCUCAACCAAUUCCUCAACAUCAUCAUCAUCAUCAUUUACGCCACGUUUCAAGUCAACCAACUAUUCAUGAACAUCCAGAAGCCAUAGAGUCUCCGCCCAUUGAAGAAAAAAUCAAAGAACAAAAACCAAUGAAGUUCUCAGAUCCGCCAGAAAACCCAACUAGUCCCAAGAAUAUGAAAGAAGAAUUAUUAAGGAUGUUAGUCAAUAUGUCCCCGAGUGAAGUAGAGAAAUUGAAACAUAAAAAGACGGGAAGCUCAGCAUCAAAAAGUUAUCCGAAGAAAGUAGUGAUACAAGAGACAGUAGAUGGAGAAGAUGACGAAGAAGACGACGAUAGUGAUUCUGGUGAAACAUCUUCUCAAGGACCAGUUAUCAUUCGGAGUGAGAUUUCUUUGAAAUUUAAAAAAUACAACCUUCUUAUUUUUUAUUUUCCAGGACCCAAAACCGAAAGGCGAACUGCUCACAAUCUAAUCGAAAAGAAGUAUAGGUGCUCAAUCAAUGAUAGAAUUCAACAAUUAAAAGUUUUGUUGUGCGGAGAAGAUGCAAAGCUAUCGAAAUCUGCGACACUUCGAAAAGCUAUCGAACACAUUGAUGACAUUGAACAAGAGAAUCAACAAUUGAGAUAUCAAGUUGAACAAAUGCGAAAGACACUUCAGAUGAACGGGUUACCGUACCCGGAACCAGUGCAAUUCGUUGACUAUGCUGCUCAAUCUCCAAACGAAUCAUCUCCAUCUCCACCGAGAAAUGAAAGAAAAAGAUCUCGAAUGAAUACAGUAACUCCUAUUAAAAAUGGUACUAAGGACAAUUCAAGAGUCACUCUGUUUGCAAUGCUUUUGGCAGUGAUGAUAUUCAAUCCGAUUGGAUUACUCGCUGGAAGUGGAAUGUUUUCUCAUGCAUCUGCUGACACUAAAGCUCCAAUUGCUUCUCCAUUUGAGCAUGGAAGAGUUCUAGAUGACCCAGAUGGAAAUUCCAGUGUGAAAUCCAUAUGGUCACUGGAUAGUCCCUAUUUAUGGUGCAUAAAUAUGAUAAUGAUAUCUUUUGUUAUCAUCCAAAUGAUGAUCAGUACGGAUCCAAUAAUGGAUUUUAUGUCUCCAUCCUGGCAAACAUUCGCGUCGAUUCGAGAAAAAGCGAGAGAAGAAUUGAGAUCUGGAAAUUUGAAAGAAUCUCAAAGACAAUUCCGAGAAUGUCUAGUUGUACUUAGUUGUGGAAUACCUCAUCCUGGGGUUGAAUCGUUUGCCUGGGUCGCAUGGGAAUGUAUACGUCAUCUUAUGAGUUGGCUAUGGAUCGGAAGAUUUAUGGCAAGAAGGAGGAGGAAUUCCAAUAAACCAGUGUCUGCGGUUUGUAGAAGUCAUGCACAUCUAGCUGUAUUGUAUCAUGAAAUUCAUCAGCUCCACUUAAUGGGAAUCACCGGUCAUGUUCAUGACGGAGAUGAUCCAAAAACUCUUCCUGGUCUCUACCUUGCUCUCUGCGCCGUCAACCGAGCUGAAGCUGCUGGAGCAUCAAAUGACGGUCUUCCACGUGCUAUUAUGGCUCAGAUCUAUAUCGCAGCAUCUAUCCGUUGUCGUCUCGCUCUCCCGAAACUUCUCGCACCAUUCUUCUCCGGAUACUUUCUCCGAAGAGCUCGCCGGCAUGUACGUCGUGCUCCAGAACAUUCCGUAUCUCAUCUUCUAUGGAUCUUCCAUCCAGCAACACGGAAAUAUAUGGCUGAUCCAGUAAGAUUGCAACAUGUCUUAAGUUCCAAACAAAAAUUGCUGAGGUUCGGAUCAUUUGUGGAAGAUGAGCAAUUAUCUCCAAUUGCUAGAAUUCGAACAACGCUUAAAGUAUACCUCCUCUCAAAACUGAUUCAAGAACUCGCCGGCGGGGAGGAAAUUUUCACUAAGAAUGUCGAAAGAAUUCUGAAUGACAAUGAUCGUUUGGAUGAUGAAGUUGAUGUUGUUGAUGUAUCAAGGCUGCUAGUUUCGAUCUCAACUCAAUGUGCAGCAAUGUUAACAAAUGAGAAAGAUGAAUCAGCUAAAUUUGGAACCUGGUUGAGCAGAAGCGGAGACGCUUGUUGUACAUGGUGGACGCAUGUCCUAACCUGUGGAAUCUAUUGGAGGACCAACAAAAACGAGUUGGCAAGACAACACUAUUCUCUGAUCAGAAAUUGUCCACCCAAAAUUCUUACAGAUAAUUUGGGAUUAGCUGUUGGUCAUGCUCUGUGCGCCAGAAAAAUCUGCAUUGACGAUAGAGAUUCUCCAAAAGUCAGCCAAUACGUUUGCAUUCACACCAAGAAGGCUCUCGAAUCCCUUCGCCUGUUUUCCACGUCAUCUAGAACUUCUGGAGUGGUUUCUGGAAUUCAAGAAGGAACGAGGCGAAUGGCUUAUGAGUGGAUUUUGAAUUCUUUGUUAGAUGCAUGGAGAUCAAAUCUAUUUUCUACGAAACCAUACUGGACUCAAAGUUUUAAAGGGCAGUCGACAUUCAGUACAUUGUACCAGGAAGCAUACAACCACUAUGCAGUAAUAAACGGAACGCGUGGAGAUUGUUGGAGGUUAUUCGUCUACGAAUUGACUUGUCGAAUGCUAAAUGGAGCUAAUCCGCAAGCCACAUGGUCAGGUGUCCGACGAGUUCGAUCUACAAAAAUGGAUGCUGUUCGGGGAAGAGUGAGCAUGAGGCGGUCGGCUCAACCGGAUGCUUUCCAUCUUCAUACACUGGUCAAACUUCAUUCUUCUAUGGAUCUUUAG